AUGCCGAGCCGCAACCUGGCCGGCUACAGCACCAACCAGGCCAUACUUGCGCCGGAAUCGGUCAUCCUCCUCGAAAAGGCCAUCCGCGAGCUCGUCACCGAGAUCCUCCCGCAAGUCAUCGGCCUUUCGGACGGCUUCGGCUGGCUCGACUGGGAACUCGGCUCGAGCCUCGGCAGGAAGGACGGUCGUGUGUACGAGCAGCUCAUGGCCGACGCAGAGGCCAACCCACUCAACCACCCGGGUUCCGUGCCCGGCCUGGAAACCAUCGACCAGGUCGGCGUCUACAAGUACGGCUCGAGCAACAUCGGCAAGGGCGUACCCGACUGGUACAGCACUGAAAUCGGCCCGAUGCUCAAGGCUGCCGCUAAGCGAUCCAACCUCUGA
This is a messenger RNA of Sporisorium graminicola, 384 nucleotides long. RefSeq lists its product as uncharacterized. The transcript is spliced from 2 exons. Gene Ontology annotation, molecular function: acyl-CoA oxidase activity. Bases 1 to 384 code for a protein of 127 amino acids. NCBI's taxonomy places the organism in Eukaryota, Fungi, Basidiomycota, Ustilaginomycetes, Ustilaginales, Ustilaginaceae. Gene Ontology annotation, cellular component: peroxisome. Gene Ontology annotation, biological process: fatty acid beta-oxidation. The record is from RefSeq and is a predicted model, not a curated record.